GAACAUUGAAAUAUCUUUUACAAACCACAGCAAAAACUCAACAAUGGUGGCAGCGACUCCACAGUGAAAGACCCAAAAAAAAACAAGAAUGUUUAUCUCUCAUCUUCCAAAGCUCCAUUCCCACUUCUCCAUUUUCUACUCAACACCCAAGAUUAUCAUCACCUCAGCACUUCUAUCCAAAUCCAAAACAACCCCAGUUUCCCAUUUUUCAUCUGUCACAGCAGCCGCCAACACACUUCUUCAAACACCAGAGUUGUUACAAACCAAGAAUUUGGAAAUUGAAGAUGUUUUAGAGAAGCCCCAUGUAGAAAUUUCAGUUGAAAAGCUGUUUUUUCCACCUGAUACUGAUGUUUCUUCUGGUUCAAGGCCUUUGAGUAGUAGGAUUUUGAAAGGGUCAAAUAUUGUGCUUAGUAAGUAUGCUGGGAAUGCUCAAGUGGAGCAAGCUGAGUUUGUGAAGAGUAGUGUGGAUACUGAGGCCUGUCCUUCUGAUGGAUUGCCUGAGUUUGCUCUUGUUGGGAGGUCUAAUGUGGGCAAAUCUUCUUUGCUCAACUCGCUUGUGAGGCGUAAAAAGCUUGCUCUUACUUCCAAGAAACCAGGAAAGACACAAUGCAUCAACCAUUUCCGGAUAAACGAUAGCUGGCAUCUUGUGGAUUUACCAGGUUACGGGUAUGCAGCUGCACCACAUGAAGUACGAACAGAUUGGGCUAAGUUCACCAAAGAUUAUUUCAUAAACCGGCCAACCCUUGUCUCAGUCUUCCUCCUCAUAGAUGCUAGCAUUCCUGCAAAAAAGAUUGAUCUUGACUAUGCAAGUUGGCUGGCAGAGAAUAAGAUCCCAAUGACAAUAGUUUUCACCAAGUGUGAUAAGCGGAAAAAGAAGAAGACUGGAGGUAAAAAGCCUGAAGAGAACUUGCAGGAUUUUCUGGAGUUGAUACAGAAGUUCUUCCAAACUGCACCACCUUGGAUUAUGACCAGUAGCGUCACCAACCAAGGCCGAGAUGAGAUACUAUUGCACAUGUCCCAGCUGCGAAACUAUUGGCUCAAGCAUUGAGUUUGCGUCAUAUGCUUUAUUGGUGCUGUGGCUAAAUUUUGUCCAACAUCUUAAAUUAACCUGUUUUGACGAGUGUUUAUGGAAGAAUCCUACGCGAUGGUUAAGCACAAGGAUGUGCAGGGUGCAAAGUGGCAUCAUCAAGAAUCGGGUGCCUUGGAAGCCUGAGUUAUUGGAACAAAAGAGCUUUGUGGUGACUGCCUUAAGCAAUUCUUGUUAUUGUUAUACUUUCUUAGAACUAGUUAUCCUUCUCCACAUUUACCUACUCAGAGAGUCUGUCACUAGAUUGAAUAGUCCGCGGAGUAUGUAUAUACACAGCUCUCUUUAUCAUCUAUGUAAUGUAUGUUUUGCUGAAUAAAUGGAUUGAUCGAAAUGCAUUGUCAACA
Molecule: messenger RNA, 1431 nt
Organism: Solanum tuberosum (potato)
Lineage: Eukaryota; Viridiplantae; Streptophyta; Magnoliopsida; Solanales; Solanaceae
Product: GTP-binding protein At2g22870
Exons: 4
Coding region: 89-1048 (319 amino acids)
Molecular function (GO): GTP binding
Source: RefSeq, a predicted model, not a curated record